Molecule: messenger RNA, 3107 nt
Organism: Echinops telfairi (small Madagascar hedgehog)
Lineage: Eukaryota; Metazoa; Chordata; Mammalia; Afrosoricida; Tenrecidae
Gene: CCDC66
Product: coiled-coil domain containing 66
Exons: 19
Coding region: 54-3005 (983 amino acids)
Biological process (GO): cilium assembly
Cellular component (GO): cilium; photoreceptor inner segment; microtubule
Molecular function (GO): microtubule binding
Source: RefSeq, a predicted model, not a curated record
CAGACGUACACAGGGGGUUUGAGCAUCCUGCGACGGCCGGUGGAGGUCUGGCCAUGAAUUUGGGAGAUGGUUUAAAGCUUGAAACAGAAUUAUUGGAUGGAAAAACUAAGCUAAUUUUGUCCCCAAAUGACCGUAAAUCAAAAAUUUCUGUGAAGAUGGGAAAUAAGACCAAGCUUGCAAAAUGUCAUCUAAGUACAAAUCAGACUGGACACAUCCUAAAAACAACACAAAAUACUUGUGUUAAGAGUGAAAAGCUUUUGCAAAAGAAGAAAAUUGGUUCUGAAACUUCACUAACAAAAAGUGAAAAAAACAAAAUGACUUUUUCACCCAGUAAGGACGCAUGCCGGCAGUCUGCAGAUGAUAACUGUCUUCACAUCCCCAAAGGGACUUCGCCUGCAUCGCCUACUACACCGAAGACCAGAAGCAGCGCACGUGCGUCUGCAGUGGCCACACAGCAGCCUGGCAGAAACCACGUCACAGCUGCCAAUAUGAAGAGCAGUUCAGCGUGUCUAACACAAGACCAACUGCAACAGAUUUUGAUGACUGUCAACCAGGGAAACAGAGCUGUUUCUUUGACCGAGGAGGAAAAGAAGGAAACAAGUCAGUACAGUCUACAUUUCAACAAUAUUCCUAAUCAGCCAAAGGAAGAGAACAUUAUGGGAAUUCUCCACAAAACCGAGGCUGUUUCAGCUGUCCUGGAUGAAAAUAAAUCUGUGUUACAUGAAAAACAGGAGACAUCUAAGCAGCUGGAGCAGAAAACUGUUGUGGAGACGGUGUGGAAACCAGCUGAUAUAUUUAGUACUCUUGGGGAAAGAGACCAUGAUAGAAGUUUGUUGGAAGCAAAAAAAGCCCAAUGGAGGAAGGCGCUGGGGACAUUAUUUACAGAUGAACAGGUUGCUUUAAAGAAGAAGGAAAAGGAAGCUUCUGGAAAAUGGAAUGAUCCUUGGAAAAAAUCUGAAAAUGAUAAAAUAAUUUUGGAAAAACUUAAACUUCUUGACCAAGCUCAGAUAUCUGCUAGCUCUUCAAGCAUCCUCUCCCAGUGUCCCAGUCAACUGGGUACAGUCCAGGCUGAUGGAUACUCAGUGACUAGAGAUAGUCCAAUUUUGGAGGAAGCUGUGCCCCUGGCGCUCCCGCUCAGUGCUGUGAAACAGGAACAACAGCGAAAGUGGAUUGAAGAGUUGAAUAAGCAAAUAGAAGAGGACCGGCAAAGAAAAACAGAGGAAAAAAUGAUCUAUUCAAAGGGUGAAGAGCAUGAUAGAUGGGCAAUGCAUUUUGAUUCCUUAAAGAGCUACCCUUGCUCUCAGUCUCAGCUGUCCUCUCAGUCAGCCCACAAGCAGCCAGAGUACUUCUGCGUCUCUCCUGAUGCCCAGGAGCUAGCUGACAUCAGCAGUGUUCACACCCCCACAAACGGAAGCCAGGUGGCAACUUCAGAGGAAGAGCAUGUAGCAAAACCAGCUUGGGAUGUGGCCAUGACAAACAGUCAGAAAACAAACUUUCUGCGCUCUAUGACUGCUCUCUUGGACCCAGCUCAGAUGGAGGAACGAGAGAGACGGCGACAAAAACAAUUAGAACAUCAGAAGGCCAUCACUGCUCAGGUAGAAGAGAGGCGCAGGAAGAAGCAGCUAGAAGAAGAGCAAAGAAAGAAAGAAGAACAAGAAGCGGAGCGUCGCUUAGCUCGGGAACGAGAGGAGAUACAGAAGCAAUAUGAAGAAGAUACCCUUAAGCAAAAACAGAAGGAAGAAAUCAUGACUCUCAAGACAAAUGAACUAUUCCAGACCAUGCAGCGAGCACAAGAACUGGCACAGAGACGGAAACAGGAACAGAGAAUUCGAGAAUUGGCUCAAAAAGGACAUGACACUUCCAGAUUACUGAAAAAUCUUGGUGUUGAUACAGUACAAAUGGAAUAUAAUGCAUCUACUCAUAACAUUUCAAGUUCAAGACAUAAUCAUGAUGAAGCCAGUGGUAAAAUGAAUACAUAUAUCAAUUCUACAACUUCUCCCAAGAAGGAUACUGGUGUACAAACAGAUGAUACUAAUACAGGAAUUCUCCAUACAGAAUCACACUGUGGAUCAGUGAUUGAAAAGAUUAUAGAUUGUCCAUCUCCUGAAAUUCCUACAGAAUUUAAUGUAGCAUUUAACACUAAGAAAAACAAUCAAGUUAAAGACGCCCACAUAGAAAAAGAAAACAGUUGGCAUAGUGAACACUGUAAUCAGUUCACACGAACAGAGAAACAAAUGAAACACAUGAAGAAAUGUCAUAAAAGACCUGAUUGGAAUAUAAAUAAGCCACUGAAAAGAUAUAUUACAGCAUCAGAAAGGUACCCAAAACUGCUUCAAAAGCAGAGAGAAGAAAAAAAAGUAAGGCGGCAGAUGGAACUGCUUCACUUGGUAGAAAGAAAUCACCCUGGACACCUCAUCAGAAAUGGAGGAGCUUCACCAGCUCUUCAUGCGGCUCAUCCAGAGUUGGGAUUCAAGUGGCAUCCAGUGAAAAAGGAAGAAGAGCCUCAAAACAUUAAUUCUUUCAGCAAGGAAAGGCUUCAAUCACUACCAAUCCCAGGAGUGAAAAGCAGAACCCAACAAACUCAGUCAAAUACAUUAUGCACAUCAGUUAAAAAUUGUUAUGAAAGCGAGCCUCUGAUUGCAGGAGCUAGUCAAACAGAGUCACCAUUUGGGAUUUCUGAAGGAGCCCAUUUCAUUCCCUAUGUCCGAUCCAAUGAGAUCUAUUACCUGGAUCCUGAUGCACCGCUCUCUAGGCCUUUGACCCAGGACCUUCAACACCAAAGCCAGCAUGACUCUGCUCAAGAACAACAGCAGCUCCUUGAAUCUGACCAUGUCAGGGACCCACUUCUUAAUCCUAAUUUGGUGAAAAAUAGAGAUCGACAGCAAGCAAUCCUUAAGGGACUGUCUGAACUGAGACAGGGGCUUCUUCAGAAGCAGAAGGAAUUAGAAACUAAUCUCAUGCCUUUAGCUGCCAAUCAAGAAGAUAAUUUUGGUUCUUCAUUUUAAAUAUAGAACACCAAAUCUUUAACCUUUGCUUAUUUUUUAAAAACAUGCACAUUAUGUAGUAAAUAUGCUGUCUUUUUUAAUAAAGCAGACACUUUUGUAAAA